Messenger RNA from Solanum tuberosum (potato), 861 nucleotides. RefSeq lists its product as uncharacterized. Bases 47 to 664 code for a protein of 205 amino acids. Lineage: Eukaryota; Viridiplantae; Streptophyta; Magnoliopsida; Solanales; Solanaceae. The record is from RefSeq and is a predicted model, not a curated record. The transcript has 2 exons.
UCUUUAUUCCUUUUCUUGAGGAUUUGGGGAGAGUUACUAUACAUCUAUGUUGUCUUGGCAGGCUUAUGCAAAGUAUGUUACAUCUAUGUUGUCUUGGCAGGCUUAUGCAAAGUAUGUUACAUCUAUGUUGUCUUGGCAGGCUUAUGCAAAGUAUGUUACAUCUAUGUUGUCUUGGCAGGCUUAUGCAAAGUAUGUUACAUCUAUGUUGUCUUGGCAGGCUUAUGCAAAGUAUGUUACAUCUAUGUUGUCUUGGCAGGCUUAUGCAAAGUAUGUUACAUCUAUGUUGUCUUGGCAGGCUUAUGCAAAGUAUGUUACAUCUAUGUUGUCUUGGCAGGCUUAUGCAAAGUAUGUUACAUCUAUGUUGUCUUGGCAGGCUUAUGCAAAGUAUGUUACAUCUAUGUUGUCUUGGCAGGCUUAUGCAAAGUAUGUUACAUCUAUGUUGUCUUGGCAGGCUUAUGCAAAGUAUGUUACAUCUAUGUUGUCUUGGCAGGCUUAUGCAAAGUAUGUUACAUCUAUGUUGUCUUGGCAGGCUUAUGCAAAGUAUGUUACAUCUAUGUUGUCUUGGCAGGCUUAUGCAAAGUAUGUUACAUCUAUGUUGUCUUGGCAGGCUUAUGCAAAGUAUGUUCCAAAAUUGUCAAUGUUUCUUUUUAGUAUAGUCAUCUAGUAUCCAAGAAACCCUUUUGGGUUUCUCUGAUAUUGUCAAAGUAGAUUAAACCUUUAUCAUAAAUCAUUACUGAAAUGAAUGAUUCAACAAUUACAUCUUAGUGGAUGCCAUGUAUGUACAAGUCAUCCUCUUUAGCUAAGAGCUUGAUCCAAGUGCUUGAACUGAAAUACUCAAUUUUUUACAACAAAUUGCAUAUU